Molecule: messenger RNA, 612 nt
Organism: Leishmania major strain Friedlin
Lineage: Eukaryota; Euglenozoa; Kinetoplastea; Trypanosomatida; Trypanosomatidae
Exons: 1
Coding region: 1-612 (203 amino acids)
Source: RefSeq, a predicted model, not a curated record
AUGUAUUGCGGAGGUGACGGCGCCAAGGCGCUCUCGCCGACGAACCAGGCGAUGCGGAACAUCGACCACAUGGAGCUGGAGACGCACUCAGCUUAUGGGCUGCGCUGCGAGGAGGGCAACGCCAUACACGCCCCCGUGCCGCAGCGGACCGUGUGGAUGAUGUAUGUCUUUGCGUGUAUUUCGAUGCUGCUUAGCGCCGCGUUGUUCGUCUUAUGUGUCAUCUUUGCCUUUGUAUUCGGGCUGCUACUGACGGGUGCACACGACACCUCCCUCGGUGCCUUCGUUGUCGCCGCCUUCGUCAUCUCCGUCUUUGGGGCGGUGGCCUACCUGCUGACGACGUUGUUUGUGGCAGUGAUUCUGCGGUGUUCGCUAUGCUACAGGUGCAGGUCGUCGAAUGCGACACGCCUAUCCUGCUGCGAGGCCGUCAUAUGCGCUCUGAUUUUGUUGUUCUCCUGCGCACUGUCGUGUCUCACCGGCUUCCUCCUCGCUGACCCGCGGUCAGACCAGAACAGGAAAAUGUUGACUGCGAUGUGUGUGCUCACGACCUUCUGCACACUGUCUUUCGGCGCAUUUGUCGUGCUGCUCGUGAUGCACGGCGUGCUGCGUAGGUAG